AUGGCCGACUUUGAAGAUAGCGACUACGACGAGGAGUUCGACGAGGACUACUAUGAGGACUUACCUGCAACCAGGCAACAAUGCCUAGAACAGAUAUCUCAUCUGGAAGAAGACAUCCAGGAAAAUAAUACCAAUAAGAGAAACCUGCUGAAAGAAAUCGAAACUCAACCCGGACCUGCUACCGAAGAUCAGGACGAGCUGCUAUGGUUCAUUGAGGACGCUGGAAGACGGAUGGAUGAGCACAUGGAGAAUCUCAAGAGACUUCUGAGCAAAGAUGAGUGGCAGGGAGAGAAAGAGAAAUAG
Molecule: messenger RNA, 303 nt
Organism: Yarrowia lipolytica CLIB122
Lineage: Eukaryota; Fungi; Ascomycota; Dipodascomycetes; Dipodascales
Source: RefSeq, a predicted model, not a curated record